This is a messenger RNA of Physeter macrocephalus (sperm whale), 976 nucleotides long. RefSeq names its product aquaporin 8 (gene AQP8). Gene Ontology annotation, molecular function: water channel activity. NCBI's taxonomy places the organism in Eukaryota, Metazoa, Chordata, Mammalia, Artiodactyla, Physeteridae. The transcript is spliced from 6 exons. The record is from RefSeq and is a predicted model, not a curated record. Gene Ontology annotation, cellular component: plasma membrane. Gene Ontology annotation, biological process: transmembrane transport; water transport. Bases 44 to 835 code for a protein of 263 amino acids.
GCCAGCGCAGGCUAGAGUCCCGUCCUGAGUCACCGCCGCCCUGAUGUCUGCAGAGGCAGCUGCAUCCAUAUGUGACCUGGAGUUUGGUGGCGUCCAGGUGAAGGAGCCCAGCGAGGGGGGCAGGUGGCGUGGGUGCUGGUACGAGCGGUUUGUGCAGCCCUGCCUGGUUGAACUGCUGGGCUCUGCCCUGUUCAUCUUCAUCGGCUGCCUGUCAGUCAUCGAGAACGGGACCGACCCUGGGCUGCUGCAGCCGGCACUGGCCCAUGGGCUGGCCCUGGGCUUGGUCAUAGCCACGCUGGGGAGUAUCAGUGGUGGACACUUCAACCCUGCGGUGUCCCUGGCAGCCAUGCUGGUCGGAGGCCUCCACCUGAUGAUGCUCCUUCCGUACUGGACCUCCCAGCUGCGUGGGGGGCUGAUCGGGGCCGCCUUGGCCAAGGUGGUGAGUUCCGAGGAGAGGUUCUGGAACGCGUCUGGGGCAGCCUUCAUGACAGUCCAGGAGCCCAGGCAGGUGAUGGGGGCAGUGGUGGCAGAGAUCAUCCUGACGACACUGCUGGCACUGGCUGUAUGCAUGGGCACCAUAAACGAGAAGACCCAGGGUCCUCUGGCCCCAUUCUCCAUCGGCUUCUCUGUCACCGUGGACAUCCUAGCAGGGGGAGCCGUGUCUGGAGCCUGCAUGAAUGCUGCCUGUGCCUUUGGACCGGCGGUGGUGGCCAACCAUUGGGACUUCCACUGGAUCUACUGGCUGGGCCCGCUCCUGGCCAGCCUGCUUGUAGGAGUGCUCAUCAGGUUCUUCAUUGGAGAUGGGAAAACCCGCCUAAUACUAAAGGGGCGGUGAAGCUGAGAUGGUGGAAUUCCUGCCACCCUAGGGGCCCUCAGUGGACCUGUCCUGGACUGCAGACCAGACAGCUCUGCAUUUCCUGCCGGGGCAGAGCUCUGAGAAGUGACUGAUACGCUUCCCCUGACUUGGGUCUGGCUU